Messenger RNA from Rhinichthys klamathensis goyatoka, 1627 nucleotides. Its product is annotated as b(0,+)-type amino acid transporter 1. Gene Ontology annotation, molecular function: L-amino acid transmembrane transporter activity. Gene Ontology annotation, cellular component: membrane. Gene Ontology annotation, biological process: amino acid transmembrane transport. The transcript has 6 exons. The record is from RefSeq and is a predicted model, not a curated record. Bases 120 to 1541 code for a protein of 473 amino acids. Lineage: Eukaryota; Metazoa; Chordata; Actinopteri; Cypriniformes; Leuciscidae.
UCAUACUGACCGCAAACCAGUAAUGAUAACAUCUUUUAAGUUUGUUACUUUGUCCUGUUCAUACUGUCCAUUUGAAAUCAACUCAACGAGAUCUAAGUCACAGCCUGCAUUUCUCCAAAAUGGCAACUGAAAAGGACAGGUCACCUGACGAGCUGAAACUGAAGACUGAAGUAGGGCUGCUGGGUGGAGUGUCUCUCAUUGCAGGGGUCAUGGUUGGUUCUGGAAUCUUCAUGUCUCCUCAGUAUGUGCUGCUUUAUAUUGGGAGUCCAGGUGCUAGUCUGUUAAUAUGGGCUGCUAGUGGAUUGUUGGCCAUGCUAGCUUCUUUGAGCUACGCUGAAUUAGGAACUGUUAUUCGUGAGUCUGGAGGAGAGUAUAUUUACAUCUUGCGCACUUCAGGCAAUAUCAUGGCCUUUAUAUGUGCUUUCACCAAUAACAUUGUGAUGAGACCAACUAGCAUGAUUGCAGUGGCACUCACCUUUGCCCAAAAUACCCUUGCACCUUUCUAUGAUGAUUGCCUACCACCAAAUGGAGCAGUGAAAUGUUUGGCAGCCCUAGGGAUUAUGGUAUUGACAGUUUUGAACUGCUUGAAUGUGCGCUCCUCCAUCAGAGUCACAGUGGUAUUCAUGGCUAUGAAGUUGCUGGCACUUAUAAUAAUUGUGAUUGGGGGAGUUGUGCUACUUAUUCAAGGGGACACCGCCAACAGCCUCCAAAAUUCUUUCGAUGGGACAAAGCUGAGCAUCAGACCCAUGGGAAUAGCAUUUUACCAGUGUUUGUGGUCCUAUGAUGGCUGGAACACUUUAAACCAUGUUACUGAAGAGAUCAAUCAUCCUGAGGUGAACCUGCCAAGGGCACUGAUGAUUGCUGUUCCCAUGGUAACGAUUCUAUACCUACUAGUCAAUGUCAGUUAUCUGGUUGUUAUGACAACCACGGAGAUGAUAUCAUCCAGCGCAGUAGCUGUCACAUGGGGGAAUAAAGUAUUAGGAGGGUGGGGCUGGGUAAUGUCCGUUGCUGCAGCAAUCUCAGCCUUUGGUUCUCUGAAUGGAUCUUUUUUCAGUGGAGGACGAGUGUGUUACGUAGCAGCAAGAGAGGGACACAUGCCUGACAUCCUGGCCAUGGCUCACAUGCACAGGCGUACUCCCUCUCCAGCUCUCAUUUUCAACACAAUAAUUUCUCUUAUUGUUCUCAUUCCGGGAGACUUCCAGGCCAUAGUCAACUUCUUCAGCUUUACUGCCUGGAUCUUCUAUGGGAUGACAAUAUCAGGUCUUCUGUAUUUAAAAAUCAAGAAACCUGACCUUCCCAGGAAAAUUACGGUACCCAUAAUUAUUCCAAUCUUGGUGUUGCUGGCCGCAGUGUUCCUGGUGCUGGCUCCCAUCAUUGAUGACCCUCAGAUUGAGUACCUCUAUGUGAUCCUCUUCAUACUGAGCAGCUUUAUGAUUUACAUCCCUUUCAUUCACUUCAAGCUGUUCCCAGGAUUGUUAAAUAAACUCACAGUCUUCCUUCAGCUUUUCCUAGAGGUGGCACCAACUGCCAAAAACCUGUAAUGCUAAGGGAACAGAACUGUUAAUUGAGUGCAUUUUAAUUUCAUAUGUUAUAGGCUCUCACAAUUCUAAAUGCAAUAUGUGUGAUA